Musa acuminata subsp. malaccensis (wild Malaysian banana) is the source of this 3207-nucleotide messenger RNA. NCBI's taxonomy places the organism in Eukaryota, Viridiplantae, Streptophyta, Magnoliopsida, Zingiberales, Musaceae. The record is from RefSeq and is a predicted model, not a curated record.
CCUGCAGUUACUGCAGAACUUUUGUUUCUUUACCCACUGAAAAUAGUAUUUCGUUCUCCUGCAGAUUUCCAGUCACCUCAAUUUUGGGAAGGAUGGAAAGAUAUUAGCACACUUUGUUUCUGGAAGAAUCUUUUUGUAUUUGUCCAUCUCAUUUUUAUCGGUUGUUUCUUCCUGCAACUCUUAUGGAAGAUACUUAGCAAAUUAUGCAGAAUGAGAUCCAGGACCAAUGUUGAAGAGAUGCAAAAUUGCACUACUGAUCAGAACAAUCUUAAUUGUAUACGCUUGAGUUUCUCAUACCAAGCUGCCAAAGUUUGUUGCUUACUGUUACCGGUCACCAACUUGUUUGGACUUGUUUUCUUGCUGCUAAAAGGAAGUCAAGGCAACUGCAAGUACAUUACGUCAGUUCUAGCCGAGACAACACAAUUGAUAUCCUGGAUAAUUUUGCUUGUUAUCACACUGAAUCUCCCACGAACUCGAUCUGAAAAACUUUCUUGGGUUAUAAGAACAUGGUUGAUAAGCAGCACCCUGCAGUCAGCUACCUUUACUGUUAUCGACAUACAGUCCAUUCUUCAAGAGAAGUCAUUCUUAAGAAUAGAACAAUAUACCGAUAUAAUUAGUCUCUUUCCCUGCAUAUUACUGUUUGUCAUUGCAGUCAGAGGCACAACAGGGAUCAGCAGCGACUCUGGCAGUCUCAGGGAACCACUAUUGCAAGUGCAAACAUCAAAGGCGAAGCAUGUUGAAAGCCAGAGGAGCUCUUUGUAUGGAAGUGCAAAUCUUUUACAACUUAUGACUUUCUCAUGGCUUAAUCCGCUAUUUGCUACUGGGAGAAGGAAGCCUCUGGAGCAGAAUGAAGUACCAGAUGUUGAUAAAAACAGUUCUGCUGAGUUUGUGUCCCACUCGUUUGAUAGCUGCCUGAAUAAUGUCAAAGAAAGAUACGGCUUGAGAACUUCAUCUAUCUACAGAGCAAUCUUUGUAUUCAUUAGGAAAAAGGCAGCGAUCAAUGCAAGCUUUGCAGUUGUAGCAGCAGGGGCCUCUUAUGUUGGACCUUCAUUGAUUGUCAACUUUGUUAAGUUCUUAGGAGGAGAGAGGCAGCAUGGGUUGAGAAGUGGUUAUGUACUUGUACUUACAUUCCUAGGUGCCAAAGUUGUGGAGUCUGUGUGCCAGAGACAAUGGAAUUUUGGAGCCCAACAGCUUGCAAUGCGUGUAAGAGCUGCUCUAAUAUCCCAUAUAUAUAAAAAGGGUCUUGAGUUAUCAAGUGAGUCUCGGCAGAGCCAUACAAGUGGGGAGAUUAUCAACUACAUAAGUGUGGAUAUCCAAAGGAUCACAGACCUCAUGUGGCAUUCAAAUAUCAUAUGGAUGCUUCCAGUUCAGAUUUCACUAGCAAUAUAUGUUCUUCAUAAGAAUCUGGGAGUGGGAUCUUUUGCUGGAUUAGCAGCAACAACAAUGGUAAUGGCAUGCAAUAUUCCUAUAACAAGAGCACAAAAAAGAUUCCAGAGCAGCAUCAUGAAAGCUAAAGAUGAACGAAUGAAAGCAACCGCAGAAGUCCUCCGAAACAUGAAAAUUUUGAAACUACAAGCUUGGGACAUACAAUACCUUCACAAGUUAGAAGCCUUGAGAAACACAGAGUACAACUGGCUGUGGAGGUCUGAAAGAGUACAACUAAUUUCAUCUUUCAUAUUCUGGGGAGCACCUAUGUUCAUAUCAGCGGCAACAUUUGGAACAUGCAUACUAAUAGGAAUUCCUCUGACAACAGGAAGAGUUUUGUCUGCAUUGGCAACAUUCAGAAUGCUGCAAGAGCCAAUCUUUACCAUCCCUGAUUUGCUUUCAGUACUUGCACAAGGAAAAGUUUCAGCUGACAGAAUAGCAAAGUACCUCCAAGAAGAUGAAAUGAAAUCUGAUGUGGUUGAAAUUGUUCCAAGAACAGAAACAGAGAUUGAUGUUGAGAUCGAUCAUGGAAUAUUUUGCUGGAAGAAAGACUCCGUAUACCCCACACUUGAAAAUAUUCAGUUGAAGGUGCAUAGGGGAAUGAAGGUGGCUAUUUGUGGUACUGUUGGUUCAGGAAAGUCUAGUUUACUGUCUUGCAUCCUUGGAGAACUACCAAAGAUGGGAGGAAAGGUGAAAAUUAGUGGCAGCAAAGCAUAUGUUUCUCAAUCCCCAUGGAUAAUAUCAGGAAAUGUUAGAGAAAAUAUUAUCUUUGGAAAUCCUUUUGACAGCGAAAAGUAUGAAAAGACAGUUGAGGUUUGUGCACUGAAAAAGGAUUUUGAGCUCUUCCCUAAUGGGGACCUGACAGAGAUUGGAGAGAGGGGUAUAAAUAUGAGUGGAGGACAGAAGCAGAGGAUCCAAAUAGCUAGAGCAGUCUACCAGGAUGCCGACAUAUACCUUCUUGAUGACCCUUUCAGUGCUUUGGAUGCUCAUACCGGCACUCAACUAUUCAAGGAUUGUCUAAUGGGUACUCUUAGAGACAAAACCAUACUUUAUGUUACACAUCAAGUUGAAUUUCUUCCAGUAGCAGACCUUAUCCUGGUGAUGCAGAAUGGAAAAAUUGAUCAGGCUGGAGCUUUUGAUGAGCUUCUAAGGCAAAACACAGGAUUUGAGGUGUUAGUUGGAGCUCAUAGUGACGCUCUUGAAUUAAUACUCAAUACAGAAGCCUCAAGCAAAUUGCCGCGUGAUGCAGAGAUAAAUUUACUACAGGCAUCAAGCAGUCAUAAUUCCAUUGAAGAGAAAAAAUCAAGUAGUUCAUUUCAAAUCAUUGAUAACCAAGAGUCUAAACAUGAUCUUUGUCAAGAUAUGGAUAAUAGAGGGAGGCUAAUAAAAGAUGAGGAGAGAGAGAAAGGAAGUGUUUCCAAAGAUGUUUAUUGGGCAUACCUGACUGCGGUGCAAGGAGGAGCCAUGGUUCCCAUAAUAGUCUUAGCACAUACAAUUUUCCAGAUAUUGCAAGUAGCAAGCAACUAUUGGAUGGCAUGGGCUUCCCCUUCAUCUGCAACCACAGAAUCUGCAGUGGGGCUCAAGUUUCUCUUUCUGGUGUAUGUGCUUCUUUCAGUUGGAUGUUCACUGUGUUCGUUGAUCCGAGCAACAAUACUUAUAAAAGUUGGCCUUUUGACAUCUCAAAAAUUUUUCCAAAAGAUGCUCCACUCUGUUCUCCGUGCUCCAAUGUCCUUCUUUGAUUCAACGCCUUCUGGGAGGAUCUUAAACAGGGUUAGUACUUAG